This is a messenger RNA of Lampris incognitus (smalleye Pacific opah), 2104 nucleotides long. Its product is annotated as nuclear receptor-binding protein-like. Gene Ontology annotation, biological process: endoplasmic reticulum to Golgi vesicle-mediated transport; intracellular signal transduction; protein phosphorylation. Bases 244 to 1869 code for a protein of 541 amino acids. The transcript is spliced from 18 exons. Gene Ontology annotation, cellular component: cytoplasm; endomembrane system. Gene Ontology annotation, molecular function: ATP binding; protein kinase activity. The record is from RefSeq and is a predicted model, not a curated record. Lineage: Eukaryota; Metazoa; Chordata; Actinopteri; Lampriformes; Lampridae.
CUCCCACUUAUGCUAAGAAAGAGUCCAAAAACACCAACAUCUUUAUAUGACGAACUUCAUUUUUGGGUCUUAUUGGAUCCCCGGUGAACUCUUCCUUGUUUCAGUGCCAGGCUAUUGAAAGAAAAGCCAGAGGAAGACCACUGGUGUGAUCAAAUUUGACAGAGAGAGAUUCUCCCUGUCGCCUUUGGCAGCCUGGAGAAAAGAGCAGAAAGAAAGAAAACCCAACAGACAAGUUGCACUAGAAUGUCGGAGGGAGAGGGGAAAACAACUCUUUCCACUGAGGGAAACAAGGCAGAAGUCACAGUAGCAGCAGCAGUAACCAGUACUGCUGCUAUUAAUACUCAGCAGGGACAUGGUGGAGCAUCUGUGUCUCCGCCUGUGUCCUCCAUACCACCCCCUGCCACCACAGCUACAGAGGAUGAAGAUGAGAGUGAAGAUGAGUCAGACAUCCUGGAGGAGAGUCCCUGUGGUCGCUGGCAGAAACGCAGAGAGGAGGUGAAUCAGCGAAAUGUCCCAGGGAUAGACGCUGCAUACUUGGCCAUGGACACCGAAGAGGGGGUGGAGGUGGUGUGGAAUGAAGUCAUGUUCUCAGAGAGAAAGAACUUCAAACUGCAGGAGGAGAAGGUUAAGGCAGUGUUUGAUAACUUGAUCCAGUUAGAGCACCUGAACAUUGUCAAGUUCCACAAAUACUGGGCCGACACAAAGGAAAACCGGGCUAGGGUCAUUUUCAUUACUGAGUACAUGUCAUCAGGAAGCUUGAAGCAGUUUUUGAAAAAGACAAAGAAAAAUCACAAGACAAUGAAUGAAAAGGCCUGGAAAAGAUGGUGCACCCAGAUCCUUUCAGCACUCAGUUACCUCCACUCCUGUGACCCUCCCAUCAUCCACGGCAACCUGACCUGUGACACCAUCUUUAUCCAGCACAACGGGCUUAUCAAGAUUGGAUCAGUUGCUCCCGACACCAUUAACAACCACGUGAAGACGUGUCGUGAGGAACAGAAAAACCUGCACUUCUUUGCACCAGAAUAUGGAGCUGUCGCUGAUGUUACAACAGCAGUGGACAUCUACUCCUUUGGCAUGUGUGCCUUAGAGAUGGCUGUCUUGGAGAUCCAGGGGAAUGGAGAGUCUUCUUAUGUUUCUCAAGAGGCCAUCAACAACGCCAUACAGUCCCUCGAAGACCCACUUCAGAGGGAGUUUAUUCAGAAGUGCCUAGAGUGUGAUCCUAACAAGAGGCCUACAGCAAGAGAGCUGCUUUUUAACCAGGCUCUGUUUGAAGUACCGCUGCUAAAACUACUGGCUGCACACUGCAUCGUCAGCCACCAGCACAUGAUCCCUGAGAAUGCCUUGGAGGAGAUUACCAAGAACAUGGACCCCAACCUGGUCAUUGCUGAGAGGAAAGAGGGUGUUCAGCUCAAGCUUUCACAGUUUCCUGCCCUGGAGUUGGAUAAAUUUCUGGAGGAUGUGAGGAAUGGUAUCUAUCCUCUGACAGCGUUUGGCCUACCCUGUCCUCAGCAGCCUCAACAGGAAACUGUUAAGUCUCCAAUUGUCACCCCCUCAGUCAAAUCCCCCACCCCGGAACCAGCAGAACUUGAAACACGCAAGGUCAUCCAUAUGCAAUGCAACAUAGAGCCAGUUGAAGAGGGAACAAAACAUCAUCUGACAUUACUGCUGAAGCUGGAGGACAAAUUGAAUAGACAUCUAAGCUGUGACCUGUUACCCAAUGAAAAUGUUCAAGAGCUGGCUGGAGAGUUGGUCCAACUGGGCUUCAUCAGUGAGGUGGACCAGAAUAGACUAGCCUCCGUGCUUGAAGAAGCCCUCACUAAGUUCUUCAGUAGGAACGGCUCCCUCAACCCUGUUACUGUGUCCUCAUAAAGACUUAAUCAAGACCCAUAACUGUCUCUAAUAUGAUACUCUCAACCCUGUUACAUUCUCCUCAGAGUUACCAAACUCAGUCGCUGUAAUCAGCAUCUUUCUUGCUUUUCUGCAAAGCCUUACGAUUUACGUGAUAAAGCUGCCAGGAGAGUGGGUCUUGCUUAGAAACUGGAGUAAGAGAUUGCAGUUCAAAAGCGCGCUGCACUGCUUAUGAGGAAAUGUACUAGAGGUCAUU